AUGAUUCGACUGGCUGCCGCAGCAAUGGCUGAGAACCAACCGGAUGAAGACAACCAGCGCGGUGUCAUUAUAAAUACAGCUAGCAUUUUAGCUAGUGACGGGAUGGAAAAAUCUGCGGCGUAUUCGGCUAGCAAGGCUGCUAUAGUAGGCAUGACACUUCCAAUCGCACGCGAUUUGGCUGACCUGGGCAUCCGCGUGGUAACUAUAUCACCAGGCGUGUUCAACACCCCUAUGCUUGCCAGCGUAUCUCCUGACAUGAAUUCGUGCCCGUCCGCACGCAAUCCCCGACGCAAUGGCAAGCCGGAGGAGUUUGCACAUCUGGUUGAAGCCGUGAUUCAAAACCACAUGCUGAAUGGUGAGGUGAUUCGUUUGGAUGCAGCUGCACGCUAA
Dicrocoelium dendriticum is the source of this 390-nucleotide messenger RNA. Lineage: Eukaryota; Metazoa; Platyhelminthes; Trematoda; Plagiorchiida; Dicrocoeliidae. The record is from the annotation of a GenBank genome assembly.